GUUGUGUAGGAAUGAAGCAGGACAGCUUAGGAGUGACUUGAAAAAACUUUCUAGGGAGAGAGAAUCAGCCUACAACAAGAAAAGAAAAAAAGUGAUUUAGUUCUGGCAGAGAGAAGGCUGGCAAACAUGGCACUCAGGGUGCACUGACAGGAUGGGUCUACAGCCAUGGAUCUGGGGUCUUUGUGCCCUGUUUAUCCAGGGGGCUCUCUGCACAGAAGUGUGCACAGGGACGGAUAUGAAAUUGUUUCGUCCUUCCAGCCAGAAAAUACAUUAUGAUACAAUACGGACCCUCUAUAACGACUGCCAGGUUAUACAUGGGAACUUAGAAAUCACCUACUUGAAAAAUGACGAUGAUGUCUCCUUUUUAAAGGAUAUUAAAGAAGUACAAGGCUAUGUUUUAAUAGCUUAUAAUUUGCUGAAUUACUUGCCUUUGGAAAACCUGCGUAUUAUUCGAGGCACGCAGCUAUAUGAAGACCUUUAUUCACUUGUUGUAAUUUAUAACUCGGACGAUGAAGGGAAAUCUGGAUUACAAGAACUGCGUUUCAGGAGUCUGACGGAAAUUCUGAAAGGAGGAGUCAAGAUCGCGAAUAAUAGCCAACUGUGCUUCCAACAGUCAAUCAAAUGGAACGACAUCUUGAGCCUCAAUAACGCCAUGCGUGGAGACAUCUUCCUGACACCAGGGGGCCGUCAAUGUCCUGCUUGUUCUCCUGCUUGUGCUUCAUUAUCAACCGGGAAUGCGGAGGCCUGUUGGGGAGAGGGACCGGAAUACUGUCAGAUCUUAACCAGCACUAUAUGUGACAGCGGAUGCCAGAGGUGCAAAGGAGAACACUCUACCCAUUGCUGUCACGAGCAAUGUGCAGCCGGUUGUACUGGACCUAAGAACUCCGACUGUCUGGCCUGCCGUAACGUUAACCAUACGGGAGUGUGUGAAUUGCACUGUCCUUCUCUCAUUUCAUACAAUUCAGAGACCUUCGAAGCUGUCCCCAACAAGGAUGGGCGUUAUAUUUUUGGGACAAGCUGUGUCACCACAUGUCCAUAUAACUAUCUUGCUACGGAGGUUGGUUCCUGCACACUUGUGUGCCCUCAAGAUAGCCAGGAGGUGAUGGUGGGAAAUGUACAAAAAUGUGAAAAGUGCAACAAACCGUGCAAUAAAGUGUGCUAUGGACUAGGCAUGGACUUUUUGAAAACUGCCCAGGCUGUCACUUCUCAAAACAUCCAUCACUUUCAAGGAUGCACCAAGAUCUUUGGGAACCUGGUUUUCCUUCCGGAAUCCUUCCAUGGGGAUCCAGCUUCCGGGAUUUCGGCAUUAACCCUUGAGAAUCUACAAGUCUUCAAGACUCUAGAAGAAAUAACAGGAUAUAUAUACAUUGAGUCCUGGCUGGAAGAAUUAAGCAGCCUCGGCGUCUUUGAGAAGCUGCGUGUGAUUCGGGGACGCGUGCUUCAAAAUGGAGCAUAUUCCCUGGCUCUCCGCAACCUUUCUAUCUCAUCUUUUGGCUUACACUCCCUGGUGGAAAUUAGCAGUGGUCUUGUCCUUAUCGAGGGGAACUCCAACCUCUGCUUCUUGGACAGUAUCCCGUGGUCUAACAUCUUCAGGAACCAACGUCAGGCUCUUCUGGAGAUGUCCAACAAACCACAGGACCUCUGCGUCAAAGAUGGGUUAGUCUGCUACCAUCUUUGUGCCGAUGGACAGUGCUGGGGUCCUGAGCCCUCUCAGUGUGUCAACUGCACAAGAUAUCUUCGUGGAGAUGACUGUGUGGAAUCUUGCAAUGUCCUGGAAGGGGAGCAAAGGGAACACAUUAAUGGGAAUCGUUGUGUAUCCUGUCACCCCCAGUGCCUCCCAUUAAACGGAAAUGAAACAUGCAGUGGCCCGAACGCAGACCAGUGUACAGAAUGUGCUAAUUACAAGGACGGUGAGACCUGUGUGGAUCAAUGCCCAAAUGGGGUGAAGGGAGAUUCAUUUGUACCCAUCUGGAAGUACCCAGACAAGAAUAAGGACUGCCAGUUGUGUCCUGUUAACUGUUCCCACUCGUGCUCUCAAAUGGAUGACAAAGGGUGCCCCAUAAAUAUAAACAACAGUCAUACCUAUAUGAUUGUGGCAAUCGUGGGCAGCAUUUUCCUCGUUAUUACCAUGUCAAUAGUGAUUGUAAUGGUGGUCAAACGUCGGAAACAGCUGAAGAAGAAGCACACUAUGCGGCGCCUACUGCAGGAGAAUGAGUUGGUUGAACCACUUACCCCUAGCGGGGCACUUCCCAACCAGGCACAGAUGAGGAUACUCAAGGAGACAGAACUUAAGAAGAUGAAGGUCUUGGGAUCAGGAGCAUUUGGCACAGUGUACAAGGGUAUCUGGAUCCCAGAUGGGGAGAACAUUAAAAUCUCAGUCGCCAUCAAAGUUUUGCGAGAGAACACAUCACCAAAAGCCAACAAGGAAAUUCUGGAUGAAGCGUAUGUGAUGGCAGGAGUAGGCAGCCCUUACGUUUGCCGUCUCUUGGGAAUCUGUCUAACGUCCACUGUUCAACUGGUCACUCAGCUUAUGCCAUAUGGAUGCUUACUGGAUUACGUGCGCGAGAACAAGGACCGCAUUGCUUCCAGAGACCUGCUCAACUGGUGUGUGCAGAUAGCCAAGGGGAUGAAAUACCUAGAAGAGGUACGACUAGUGCACAGAGAUCUGGCAGCGCGAAAUGUGUUGGUGAAGAACCCAACCCAUGUGAAGAUCACGGAUUUUGGCCUUGCUCGGUUGCUGGAUGUGGAUGAAACUGAAUACCAUGCGGAUGGGGGGAAAGUUCCAAUUAAAUGGAUGGCUUUAGAGUCUAUUCUCCAUCGAAGGUUCACUCAUCAGAGCGAUGUAUGGAGCUAUGGUGUAACAGUUUGGGAGCUCAUGACCUUUGGCGCAAAACCUUAUGAUGGCAUCCCAGCCCGAGACAUUCCAGACCUUCUUGAAAAAGGGGAAAGGCUCCCGCAGCCACCAGUCUGUACUAUAGAUGUCUAUAUGAUUAUGGUGAAAUGCUGGAUGAUUGAUUCAGAGUGCCGACCCAAGUUUCAUGAGUUGGUCAGUGAAUUCUCCCGCAUGGCUCGUGAUCCGUCACGUUUUGUGGUCAUAGAGGACGAGGAACUUAUGGCUCAAGCAAGCCCAAUGACCAGUCAGUUUUACAGUGCUCUCUUGCAAGAAGUUGGUAUGGAUGACCUGGUGGAUGCAGAGGAAUAUCUGGUACCCCACCAAGGAUUUUUUGGAUCUGGGGAGACAACAGCAGGAACCCGGAGCCGUAUAUCAUCCACAAGGAGUACCGCUGAGACACAGAUAAACCAGGCAUUGCUAGAAGACGCAGCCAACACAGGACCCAUGUCGGCCCGCACCUUGUCACAAGGAUCAGGGGGUAGCAUCACCGAUGCGCUGAGUGAGGGGGAUUAUGUUUUUGAGCCUGCCCUCCCGAGAGAGAACAGCCUUCUACAACGAUAUAGCGAGGACCCCACAAACAUAGAAGAGGAUGAGGUAGAUGGAGGAGGACUGGAGACAGGUGGCUGUAUGUCUCCCGGACCCUUCAUACAAGCACCAGAAUAUGUGAACCAAAGAGAUGCAGAGAGAAGCCGCUCACCAAUCAAGACCCCUAGAACGUCGGUGUCCACCUUGGAACGACAGAAAGGUCAGCUUUACAGAAACGGUUUGAUCAGAGAACCAAGGAGCCCUGUAGCAUUGUCGGCUCUGGACAAUCCUGAUUACCUACCCCCUCCUGGGCUUCACCUACCAGACUGUUACCCUCAAGCUUUUGACAACCCUUAUUACUGGAAUCAUGAACUCAACACAGCAAGGGAUGAAGGACAGAUUCCAAAUGGACCCAAUGGGUUUACUACUCCAACUGCGGAGAAUCCAGAAUACUUGGGGCUAGAGGAGGCAACUAGCAGGCCUCGGGAUGUUACUGCUUAAAGGGGGUAACGACAGUAUGCAGGCUAAAAAGAAGAUAUUGGCAGCUGUUCAGAUUAAUUCAUGAAGGAAGGCAAUACAGAUUUUCCACCUGUUGUGGUCUCUACAAGCAUGGCUGCUAGUUAACUUCCUGGUUGAGACUAAAUGGUUCUUAUUGUUAAUACUUGGACUGGUACAAAGACUACCCAACUAAGGUUGGGUGUUGUGUAAUUAGACUCAGCAUUUUGUGGUCAUCAUGAAUUAAAGCCUCAUGUAAUAAUCUCCUGUUAUUACAUAGCACCACUAUUGGAUUAAACAUGAUGGUCAAAACUCAUGUGGAUCGUACAAUCUCAUAAUGACUAUUUACUUAAAUCCUCAAUCUGGCCUCAUAUUUUGAGGCCAAACUGUGCGAUGUGGGUAUUCUGUCUGCAAUUGUAGUUUCGGCAAUGACUUAUCUCAUGAACCUGAAAACAGCAUCACACUAGUUAGGCAACGAAAAACUAAAAGUAAAACUGUAGAUCGCUUUUUACAUGUACCCUGCUGGUGGGACAUUGCAGUGCAUCAUCAGCUAGAGCAGGGGUAGGCAACCUUUGGCACUCCAGAUGUACUACAUUUCCCAUAAUGCAAUGCUUUUGCAGCCGUAAUGCUGGCACAGCAUCAGGGGAGAUGUAGUGCAAAACAUCUGGAUUGCUGAAGAUUGCCUACACCUGAGCUAGAGGCAGGAUUAUUCUCUAAUCCGUACAUUGCUGGUAAAUAAUUAUGAAAUUGCAAAAUAGACAAACUGGAAUAAUUCACCCAGUGGACUAUGUUCUAACCAUAGUUAUGUUAGCCUUAAAUGUGUAAUUAUUUGGCAAAUCACUGGUUAGUGAGUUGGAGAUUUUUUUUUCCAAGGAAGCUAUUUUUUCUACAUUCUGCCAUUUAGUUUUCAGUUUUAAAAGUGUAUACACUCAUGUGUGUCUUUACAAUAUCACACUGAUUCUUCAGAAGAUUAUUGAGAACAACCAAGACAUGGCCCUAGAAAGGAGUUCCUUGGCUACAUCUGUCACUAUUCUAGGUCAGAUAUGGGCAACCUUUGGCACUCCAUACGUAGUGGUCUAUAUCUUGCCUUAUGCUUUGCCAGCAUCAUGGCUGUAAGAGCCUUAUGGGAGAUGUAGUCCACAACAUCUGGAGUGCCGAAGGUUUCCUACCCCUGUUCUAGGUUUAUCACUUACUGGUUGGGAUAAAAGGAGUGGUAAUAUAAUAAUAAUAUAAUACAUAGCUGGGUGGUCAUCUUUAACCAUGUAAAAACGGUAUCAUCACAAUUCAACAUCAUAUUCAAAGUACUGGCAACAGCCUUUUUCCCAGUACCACAAUCAGAGGACUUCAACAGAAACAGAGAACCGACUUUUAUCAUUGUUCAGUCAGUAGAAUGCUACUUCAAUUUUUUCAAAAACAGAAAAUGUAUUGAACAAACAAAGACACAAGGGUUUCACAACCAUUUCCCCCAGGAUAUGCUCACUACAAUAUAAACCCCUAUUUAAUUCCUAAAAUAGGUAAAAUGUAAGACACUGCCUGUAGUAUAUGGACUAUUGGUUCCCAAUCCAGUCCUUAUGGCCCAGAAACUGUCCAGUACUUGUGUACUUCCUAUUUUUAUUUCAAAGGAAAUACUGGCAAAACCGGAACUGUUUCUCGGCCGUGAGGGCUGGUUUGCCACCACUCACAUAGACUAUGGGGAGAAAGGGAUGAUAAUAAACAGAUGAUAAUUGGGGCAAAGUGCUACAUAAUGAGCAGUUGCCACAGAAACCAACAGAAUGUGUCUAAACAUUUAGCACUUUGCACCCAGAGUAGCACCGGUUUGCCUUGAUAAAUCCCCGCUUUGUGUUGAGGAAACCCUCUGUCAAUUUCACACUUGAUCAAAAAAGUUUUCUCUGUUGCCUUUUAUUAUUGGUUGAACCACUACAAAGCCUGCCCCUGCUACAACUGUACAGCCAUAACCUUUGUUAAAUGCAAAUGCAAUGAAAUUUUUUUUCCGCCAAAGGCACAUACUGAAUACAAUCAGGACAUUUUCCUGUAUCCCGUAUCUGGGAUUUCACACUGGUUUGGUAUCUGUUUCUCUGCAAUAAACAGUUACAUCAAACCAUCUAAAUGAACAAACAAAUGAGAUUAAAGUGCACAUACGGCUAAAAAAAAUAGUUAAAUCGGCACCGUGCUUUCUGUGGCUCUGACAGUUUGCAUUGUAAGUUUCCUUUUUUUAUGACAUAUGUAUAUUUUUGGUUUUGUACUUAGAAUAUUUUGUGUGUUUUUAUAUAUUUUUUUUCUUGCCCGGAAAACUUUAUUUUUUAUUGUGACUGCACUUUCUAAUCCAAAUAUCACAUUGGGUGGCUUUGAAAUGAUCGAAUUGUUUUUACUUUACUUUUAACGUCAUUAAAAACCUUUAAGAUAUAUGUAUAAUUU
This is a messenger RNA of Pelobates fuscus (common spadefoot toad), 6328 nucleotides long. RefSeq names its product erb-b2 receptor tyrosine kinase 2 (gene ERBB2). Gene Ontology annotation, cellular component: basal plasma membrane; signaling receptor complex; plasma membrane. The transcript is spliced from 28 exons. The record is from RefSeq and is a predicted model, not a curated record. The coding region runs from base 152 to 3919 and encodes 1255 amino acids. Gene Ontology annotation, biological process: negative regulation of apoptotic process; cell surface receptor protein tyrosine kinase signaling pathway; protein phosphorylation. NCBI's taxonomy places the organism in Eukaryota, Metazoa, Chordata, Amphibia, Anura, Pelobatidae. Gene Ontology annotation, molecular function: ATP binding; transmembrane receptor protein tyrosine kinase activity.